Effrenium voratum is the source of this 984-nucleotide messenger RNA. NCBI's taxonomy places the organism in Eukaryota, Dinophyceae, Suessiales, Symbiodiniaceae. The record is from the annotation of a GenBank genome assembly.
AUGCUCAACAAAUUCUUCGUAUCCAACCGGCGCGACUUCUCGUCCCUUUCCGAACAGGAAGUGCUUGCGCUUGCGAUCUCGUCGGAAGAGGACGAUGCGCGCAUCUACCUGGCCUAUGCGGACGGGUUGCGCGAGGACUAUCCGCAAUCAGCGAAGAUCUUCGAGGACAUGGCCGCCGAGGAAGGCGAGCACCGCACCCGGCUGAUCGAAUUGCACAAGAAGCGCUUCGGCGACACCAUUCCGCUGAUCCGGCGCGAACAUGUGCGCGGCUAUUACGACCGCAAGCCGGACUGGCUGGUGCGUCCGCUGGGUCUCGACAAGGUGCGCGGCCAGGCCGCCGAGAUGGAGGCGCAGGCGCAGCGCUUUUAUCAUCGCGCGGCGCAGCAGUGCACGGAUGCGGACACGCGGGCGCUGCUCGGCGAUCUGGCGCUCGCCGAGAGCGGGCACGAGCAAAAGGCGGUGCAGUUGGAAGCCGAGCAUCUGCCAGAGGAUGCGCGCCAGGAGGAGGACGAUGCCGAGCGCAAGCAGUUCAUUCUGACCUAUGUGCAGCCCGGUCUCGCCGGGCUGAUGGACGGAUCGGUAUCGACGCUGGCGCCGAUCUUCGCCACCGCGUUCGCCACCCAGGACACAUGGACGACUUUCCUGGUCGGCCUUGCCGCCUCGGUCGGCGCGGGCAUUUCGAUGGGCUUCACCGAGGUGGCCUCCGACGACGGCGUGAUUUCCGGGCGCGGCUCGCCGAUCAAGCGCGGGCUGGCAACCGGCAUCAUGACGACCGUCGGCGGCCUAGGCCAUGCGCUGCCCUAUCUGAUCCCGCAUUUCUGGACCGCGACGAUCAUCGCCAUGGUCAUCGUCGUCAUCGAACUGUGGGCGAUCACCUGGACGCAGAACCGCUUCAUGGAAACGCCGUGGGGGCGGGCGAUCUUCCAGGUGGUGCUGGGCGGCACGCUGGUCUUCGCCGCCGGCAUGCUGAUCGGCAAUGCUUAG